AACAAGCGCCACAUUUUGCUUCGUCAAAACAUUUUCUGGGCAUUUUUAAGCAUAUUUUAUAUUUCCUCAUGGUUUUGAUUUAGUGGCACGCGUGAGGAACUGUUGAUGCACCAUGAGUUUAUUUGGGACAAACACCGGCUUUGGAACCGGGGGGACAGGGGUCUUUGGCAGCACAACGACAGACAGUCACAACCCUAUGAAGGAUGUAGAAGUGUCUUCUCCUCCUGAUGACAGCAUCAGUUGCCUGGCCUUUAGUCCUCCUACUUUGCCUGGGAACUUCCUUAUUGGAGGAUCUUGGGCUAAUGAUGUCCGCUGCUGGGAGGUACAGGACAAUGGCCAAACAGUCCCUAAAGCCCAACAGAUGCACACAGGACCUGUGCUGGAUGCCUGUUGGAGUGAUGAUGGUAGUAAAGUAUUUACAGCCUCAUGUGAUAAGACAGCCAAAAUGUGGGAUCUUAACAGCAAUCAAGCCAUGCAGAUUGCACAGCAUGAUGGUCCCAUCAAAGCUAUUCACUGGAUUAAAGCUCCCAACUAUAGUUGUGUAAUGACUGGCAGUUGGGACAAAACACUGAAGUUCUGGGACACACGUUCCCCCAAUCCCAUGAUGUCAUUGCAGAUGCCAGAGAGAUGUUACUGUGCAGAUGUUGUGUAUCCCAUGGCAGUGGUGGCUACAGCUGAAAGAGGCCUCAUUGUCUACCAUCUGGAGAACCAGCCGUCUGAGUUUCGUCGCAUUGAUUCUCCUCUUAAACAUCAGCAUCGCUGUGUGGCCAUUUUUAAAGACAAGCAGAACAAGCCAACAGGAUUUGCUCUAGGAAGUAUUGAAGGAAGAGUGGCCAUUCACUACAUUAACCCUCCAAACCCAGCUAAAGACAACUUUACUUUCAAGUGCCAUCGGUCCAAUGGGACCAAUACAACCACUCCACAAGAUAUUUACGCUGUUAAUGCCAUCUCCUUCCACCCUGUGCACGGCACUCUGGCCACUGUGGGUUCAGAUGGACGCUUCAGUUUCUGGGACAAAGACGCUCGCACAAAGUUGAAGACAUCAGAGCAGCUUGACCAGCCCAUCACUGCAUGCUGCUUUAACCACAAUGGGAACAUCUUUGCAUAUGCCUCCAGUUAUGACUGGUCCAAGGGCCAUGAGUACUACAACCCUCAAAAGAAGAACUAUAUCUUCUUAAGGAAUGCUGCUGAGGAGUUGAAACCUCGAAACAAGAAAUGAUUCGUCGUGCCAAGUCACAUCUCUUGUGAAGAAUUGCGGAAGACCUGCUGCUUUAUUGUUUGUAUACGCCCCAGACACACUCCUUCCAUUCAGCAAAUGCACGGACCAAUGCUGGGGUGCUGGGUACAGUGCAUGGACCAAUCAAAGGGCGCUACCCUGCUUGGUGUUGAUAACAGAUGUGUAACAGUUUGUCUCUGGUCAUCACAAAAGGGGGAGAUACUGUUGCUCAUGUCAAUGUUUCUGCAUUAUAUUUUGUGGUCAUCUUAUUUUUUACUGUUAUCCAAAGACUUUUCUUAUCAUAGGCUGUUUAUGAUUUAGCUCUUAAAUGGAUCUGGAUGUCAAAUAAAUAAGUGCAUUCACUGUAAGCCCAAAAAGUA
Messenger RNA from Boleophthalmus pectinirostris (great blue-spotted mudskipper), 1596 nucleotides. It is a transcript of the gene rae1, whose product is annotated as ribonucleic acid export 1. Lineage: Eukaryota; Metazoa; Chordata; Actinopteri; Gobiiformes; Gobiidae. The coding region runs from base 113 to 1219 and encodes 368 amino acids. Gene Ontology annotation, molecular function: ubiquitin binding; RNA binding. Gene Ontology annotation, biological process: transcription-dependent tethering of RNA polymerase II gene DNA at nuclear periphery; RNA export from nucleus. The record is from RefSeq and is a predicted model, not a curated record. The transcript is spliced from 13 exons. Gene Ontology annotation, cellular component: nuclear pore.